AAAACUAUCCUGAGCUUUGAGAUUCCAUAGGAGAACUUGGCACUGAUGCUGCUGCCCAAAAGUUCCAAAUACAACCAAUACCCUUGCAAUCUUUUUAUAAUCCCAAAAACACAGACUUGGCCAUUUUCUCACAGGCCAUGGCCAAUCAAUCCCAAAAAAGAGCAUACAAAAAAGUCUAGAGAGAGAGGUACUAGAUAUAUCCAUCCUUUUUCUUUUUUCGAGUCUUGACUCUUUAAGUACACCAACACCAACACCAACACCAACUCAUUGGAAGGAAAGGAAACCAGUCCUUUUACCUCCCCCUGCUCGCUCUCCAAACCCUCUCUCUCUCUCUCUCCCCCCCCUCUCUCUCUCUCUAAAGGUGGUGUUGUGGUGGUGGAAGAGGAAAUCAAUAAGAGAGCUAAGGGAAGGAGGUAGCUAGCUAGCUACGCUUGAUUGUUAGUAGAACAAUUCUCGAUGGAAACCUCAGCAAGGUUUCAAGAAACCAGAAACCCAUCUCCAAUAAACUCGCCUCACGGCAAUGGAAGCAACAAUGGGGUCCAGAUUCACACCUCAACAGUCACUCCAAUACCCAUCUCCAGAUCUGACACUAACCCUUACCCAACAACCUUUGUCCAAGCAGACACUUCUACUUUCAAACAAGUUGUCCAGAUGCUCACUGGCUCAACAGAAACAGCAAAACAGGCUUCCUCCAAGACAACCCAAGAUCCACCAACAACACCGACUCAAACUUCAAGAAACUACGCCAUCCCUCCUAUCAAGAACAUGCCAGCCAAGAGACAACAAAACAGCUUCAAACUUUAUGAAAGAAGAAACAACAGCUUUAAAAACAGUCUCAUGAUCAAUACUCUAUUGCCUAGUUUUGCAAACAGUAGUAACGCUUCCUCAGUUACCGGGUUUUCACCAAGAAACAAACCAGAGAUCUUGUCUCCAAGCAUGCUUGACUUCCCUAAACUUACACUUAGCCCUGUAACCCCAUUAAAUGAAGACCCUUUUAACAAGAGCUCUCCUUCUUUAGGGAAUUCAUCAUCAGAAGAGGAGAGAGCAAUAGCAGAGAAAGGUUUUUAUUUGCAUCCAUCGCCUAUCUCUACUCCUAGAGAUUCAGAGCCCCAGUUGCUGUCGCUUUUUCCUGUAACCUCACCGAAAGUCUCAGGCUCUUCUUCAUGAAAAUAUUCAAGUCAAAGGGAUUGAUGAUGGGCUAUUGAUGUUUUUGAUGGAGAGGUAAAUUUUCUAAUAAUUGGGGACUAUAUUUUAUCAUUAUAUAAAGUUAUUUAGGACACAGUGAUUUCUGCCCUGGAUCAUGGCCAACUACUUGGUAUAAGAUUUUCUUGCAGUCUGAGUGCUCAGAUUCUUGAUCAGUACCCCCACCUAGAGAACUGAGAGAUAAUGAACUCGAGGCAUCCUUAGAUAUUUUGGGUAUCUAGCACAAUUUGUAAAGUGCGUGUAAGGGAACAAGACAAGUUAAUGAACUAUCUCAGUUCGCUUCUUUCAAGAAGGAAGUGAAGUCAUUGUCCUUAGCUAGAACUUUCAAUUGCUAUGCAAAUAUGGUAUCAUGCAAUGUUAUUGUUUCGUUUCUUAUUCUAUUUUUAAAUUU
Messenger RNA from Populus euphratica (Euphrates poplar), 1594 nucleotides. RefSeq lists its product as uncharacterized. Bases 457 to 1167 code for a protein of 236 amino acids. The record is from RefSeq and is a predicted model, not a curated record. The transcript is spliced from 3 exons. Lineage: Eukaryota; Viridiplantae; Streptophyta; Magnoliopsida; Malpighiales; Salicaceae.